Dalotia coriaria is the source of this 8216-nucleotide messenger RNA. It is a transcript of the gene pcx, whose product is annotated as pecanex. The transcript is spliced from 15 exons. The record is from RefSeq and is a predicted model, not a curated record. The coding region runs from base 321 to 7211 and encodes 2296 amino acids. NCBI's taxonomy places the organism in Eukaryota, Metazoa, Arthropoda, Insecta, Coleoptera, Staphylinidae. Gene Ontology annotation, cellular component: endoplasmic reticulum; membrane. Gene Ontology annotation, biological process: endoplasmic reticulum organization.
UGAUAAUUCAGAAAUCUAUCCAAUAAGAAGCGGGUUGUGAAAUGUCUGUCGAAUGUCAAACGUCAUCCCGUUUAUAAGUCGAGGUUAGAAAGUAAAAUUCGCACAGCAGCAGCGCCGAGCACACACACAGUGCGGUGCAUACGAGUGGAGCGACUGUGGAGAGGCCACAAGAGAAAUCCGGAUCAAAGAUGGUGUGCUCGUAUCGAUCGGGCUCGUUGUAAAUAAAUCGCGGCCGGGUGCGCGCCGCGAUGUAAACAUGUAGUUGCGGGCGGACGAACGUGCGCGUGUGGCUUCGACGGGGGCGGCCGAGUGUGUGUAUUAUGCUCGACGAGCAUGACAUGAGCUCGCAAACGUUGGAUAUCUUGCGCCAGGGGGUGUGGGCCUCGCUCACCGGCGGCUGGUUCUACGACCCCCAUCAGGACGUGUUCUCGAACACGUUCCAUCUGUAUCUUUGGUUGUUCUUGCUUUGCUUGCCGUUCACGAUUUACGUGUACUUUCCUCCGACUGAAUUUCUAUGGUACUUGUACUGCACUGCCAUCACAGUGGUGUUUGCCACCAUCAAGCUCAUCAACUAUGGUUUGCACCACAUGUAUGAUCAUAAUGAGUGCAUACAUGAGCAGAUUGAUGAUGAAUGGACUGAACCAAAGAGAGAGGAUGAAGGCAUUGAAUUACAAGUGUUGAAUGCAACUGGUAAUUCAACAGAAUGUGAAUUGAAGACAAAACCUGAAGGAUGCUCACUGCAGUCCUUUGGUGGUGAGAUUGGAGUGUGCAGUACUGACAUUGAUAGUUUUGAGUCAGGGGAAUACCAAAGAAUGGAAGCUGUUGAUGCCAAACAGUCAAGCACAAUAGAUUUAAAAGCAGACGUGCAUCGAAAAAACUCAUCCGAGAGCAGCGAAGAGCUCCCGGAUAACAUUCAAACAGUGCCCGAUAACGACGCCUUCCACGUGCAGAUCGUCCCGGAAACGACGCGCAAGGAACCCAAACGGCACGUGAACAACAGCACUGAACCUAAUCUAAGGAAACUCUCCCCGCCGGCGGGCGUGGACGUCAACGAGGCAGAGUUUGCCUUCUCCGGCGCCAUCGACUACCGCCGACAUUCGAAUUUCAGCCAAAGUUGGCUCGGUAUGGUGGCGCGACCGUCGCAAAUGACCGCCACCGGCUCCUUAGAAUUGAACUACAUCGAUAAAAAGUUCAAUCAAGCGCUCAUCGACGGUUACUUUAGGUACAAUAAUGUUGGCGUGCGUCGCAUUCGUUCCACUGCGCUGGAAAAAUGCUGUCCGCCGCCAGCGCUAUCCGCCCAUCCGAAUAGUUUGGAGAUUAUCGGCGUUGGUAGCAGCGGUGUGAAGACGAAAAACCCGCUGCCACCGCCGAGUAAUACUCUCACACGCAAUCAACACUUAAAUCUAUGCCCUUACUACGGAUCGGAAAUAGUUUAUCCCAUAGCUGAACAAUCGGACGAACACCAAACCAGCCAUGGACCGGACACGGACUUGGACUCCAUGGCGCAUGUGUCUGAUAGUGAUUACGAGGAGAAUCGAGGUAGUCGGUCUCCGCUCUUGUUGCGAAAUAUUUACCUGGAGGCCGAGAGCCUACGGAAAAAGAUGCAGUCGAUGGGCGACCGGCAGAGUGCGACUUCAAAGGACGCGCUUUUAGAUAAUGACAAUUCGAAUUCCAGUGCAACGCCGGAGAUACAGGACGCGCGCGUUGAUAACUGUGAUAAUGACAGCGAGAAGAAACUUAGUGACUUAUCGAGUGGUAGUUCGACGAGUGUGGACGUGGUGUGUGAGUUGCGGGCGGAAGAAGCGCCCUCGACGGCGAAACGAACAAAGAUUCAGAGGGAAGAGGAUGCCGUUGUUGAAGAUGGUGCGAAAGCGCUCGAGCCAUCAACCGGUGCAAUCAAGCGGCGGAACUGUCGACGUAAUCGUAAGAAAAAAGCGGGAGAUUUUAAAUCGAAGCGACCUGCGACAACUUCCGGUAGUAAUCAUCGUCUAGGAGAAUCAGAAAAUAGUCUUGUCGAAUUAGACCUCGACUGGUUAUUUGACGAUGAAAACGAACACGUUAAAUACAAAGAUGGUAAAAGUGAUUGGUGCGGUGGACGACCAUCCGGAUGCGUAGAGGAAGAUGUAAGUAAAGUUCUUCAAGAAGCGCCACCGCGUAGUCUAGGCGCAAUUCCGAAAAAACGCGAAAAUCGUCGCCAUAGCAGCGCGGAAGAAAAAACCCGCAAAGUUGCGAAGUCUGAUUCUGAACGUUCCGAACGACAUCGUCGCAAAGACGAGCGUUUCAAUCGGAAUCGGUCUGUGAAGGAAUACGUCAGUACACAGACGUGUCUAGUCGAAAGCCCCGUCGAAGGCCUGGAAUGUCUGGUAACGCAACCACGCCAUCGCAAACUGAGCCACACGCGCCGCCAUUCGACGAAACCCUUCAUUGAAUUACCCGUCGACACGUAUCAAGAAGCAUCGUCGAGUGGUAGCAACACCGAACUCAGUACCCUUCUACCCCCACAAACUUUCCUGCAAGCAUUUCUCGUGUCACGAAGGGAAUUCUCAAUGCUACCGGUGUGUUUACCGAAUGAACGGAGCACAUCACCCACCGCAUGUCAACGAACCAGCGCGCCAACACAUCAUCAUAAGUUGAAACGCAGCGCGCAGAUAUGCUCCCGUGGGACACGCGGGCGCAUGUCGCAGAGAGACAGCGCCAUUUUGACCACGCUCUCAUCCGGUCAUGGUACGCACUGCGCGAAAAGUUUUAAUGAUACAAGCGAUGGAUCAGUGCAUUGCUUUCAAGACGAGCAUGGUAAUUGGAUAACGUAUACUUUUGAUGAGAAAGGCGUGGGUACAGCAAACAUGGCGGUGACCACCGCAAGUAAACCCGAUUGGGAGAAUAAUACUGAACCAGUUGAUAAUAAUUCGGUCUCUAUCAUUAUGGAUCCACCUCAGCGGUCGCUGAUGUUUGUCCCGCCGAGGCAAGUCACCCGGGCGAGAAUUUACGCGCAUCCUAUGCAGGUAAAUCUCGAUAUGGACGAUCGCCGGAUACAUAGAUCUAUUUCCGAACAAGUCCGGCAGCGAAUGCUUAGCGCGCAGGCUACAUCCGAGACUAAUCCGUUAUCGUUGCGAGAAAUGAUGAAUCCGCUUCAAUAUCGCAUGCAGAAUGCGGCGGACACGCUGAAUAACAACAAUCCACGUACAAAGAGCUACUAUAAGUUUCGACUAUUUCCGUUUUCAUUUGUCAAAGUCAAAAUGGAUCGCCUUAAGUUGUUGGCACUCUUGGAUCGGAAUCUAACGCUGUUUGAAACAGUCGUGGCGUCGUUACUGGGCAUUUUCGUGUCUGUUUUCGGCGCGUUGUUAUUGUAUCAGCAGUUCUACACGGAUAUACAUGCAUUUAUCUUUUGUUUCAUUAUUGCGGGCAGUCAAUACUCGCUGAUGAAAAGUGUGCAGCCAGAUGCCGCCUCACCGACGCACGGCUUCAAUCGUGUGAUUGCAUAUUCACGCCCGAUUUACUUCUGUUUAUUUUGCGGAUUAAUUCUACUUGUUGAUGCGUGCGUUGAUGAGGAAGAGGAUUUUACGGCCGUUUCACUUUAUGGUGUGACGUUAACGAACAACGAAGCAUUAAUUUUGACGCGCAACUUUUUGGUCACAUUUGUAUUGUUUUUUCCGCUAUUGUUCUCGCUGGGUUUGUUCCCGCAGAUCAAUACGUUCCUCCUCUACGUGCUGGAGCAGAUUGAUAUGCAUGUGUUUGGAGGUAACGCGAUGUCCAGUCUCUGGGCGGCGUUUUAUUGCGUGUUCCGUUCGAUGCUUGCUGUGAUAAUCAUGUACGGAUUGGCGUAUGGUGGACUGUGUGAACCGAAAGGCUCGCAGCAUGUUUUAUUCUCGAUAUUUUGCGCGUGUCUGGUGUCUUGUUCAUAUCACCUCAGCCGGAUGGCGAGUGAUCCGACACAUGUGUGGAAUAUGUUGAAGAAGAAUCUUUGGCCGCCGGAUAUUUACAAAGAGCAUAAACGUACCCCACGGGUCAGCAGCGAUGAGAAAAUUAAUGAAAGCGGUGAAAAAACGAAGGAUACAAAUGUUGAUUGUGAUGAUGCUGAUGUAGAAAAGGGGGAUGUGCCGGACGUGCGUGAAGCCGACACCAAAGAGGUGGAUGUCGAUCCGUUGCCAAAGAAGUUACAGAAGACAGUAAAUGCACGCCUGACUAGUGAUGUGCUCCUGUGUGGAAUAAUCGCCAUUUUGGUGUUUGGAAUUCACGCCAGUACGGUUUUCACCGCUUUGCAACCGGAAUUGAGUCCGGUUUUAUGGGGUACUGCGGCAGCAAUGGGGUUUCUGUUGCAUUACAUCAUUCCACAGAUGAGGAAACAAUUGCCAUGGCUUUGUAUUGCCCGUCCUGUGCUUAGAUCACUUGAGCAUUAUCAAUAUCAAGUGCGGGGACCAGCGAAAAUCAUGUGGUUUGAACGGGUUUUUGUAUACUUGUGUUUUAUUGAGAGGAAUAUUCUGUAUCCGUUGUUAUUUCUUGCCGCUUUGACUGAAGAAGCACCGAAAGUUGCGGAGAAAUUCGGUACGCUGUUGGGAGCGUUGAUUGUCGUCGUUUGUGGAUUGAAAUGUUUGAGGAAUUCCUAUUCGGAUCAAGGCUCGCAAUACCUGAUACUUACGUUUACUGCGUUGUUCUCCAAAUACGACUAUAGCAUCUUUCAAGAGAGUUUCCUUGUGGAUUACUUUCUCAUGGGCAUUAUUUAUAGUAAAACAUAUGAACUUUUACUAAAGGUGCAAUUUGUUGUAACUUACAUUGCUCCUUGGCAAAUCACAUGGGGAUCAGCUUUCCAUGCCUUUGCUCAACCAUUUUCAGUUCCUCACUCUGCCAUGCUCUUUGCGCAAGCGAUUAUUUCAGCCAUUUUGUCAACGCCAUUGAAUCCUUUUUUAGGGAGUGCAAUUUUUUUAACAUCUUACGUUCGACCCGUCAAAUUUUGGGAGCGUGAUUACAACACACGGAGAGUGGAUCAUUCAAACACGCCACUAUCAUCACAUCUGGAGCGUAAUCUCGGCGCGGACGAUAACAACUUGAAUUCGAUUUUCUACGAGCAUCUGACGCAAUCACUGCAGCAUUCGCUCGCGGGAGAUUUGAUUAUGGGCCGCUGGGGACCGAUUAGCCAAGGCGAUUGCUUUGUUCUUGCUUCGGACAAUCUCAACUGUUUGGUGCACAUUAUUGAAUUGGGAAACGGCUUGGUCACAUUCCAAAUGCGAGGAUUAGAAUUUCGUGGGACGUAUUGUCAACAGAGAGAAGUCGAGGCUAUCACAGAGGGGGUUGAAGAGAAUGAUGGAUGUUGUUGUUGUGAUCCUGGACAUUUACCGGGCAUGUUAAGCGUAAACGCAGCGUUUAGUCAACGCUGGCUUGCGUGGGAAGUCACAGCUGCUAAGUAUGUCCUGGAAGGAUAUAGUAUAUCGGACAACAGCGCAGUGUCCAUGCUGCAGGUGAUAGAUUUUCGUAAAGUACUAGUCACAUAUUACGUUAAAAGUAUCAUAUUUUAUGCUGUACGUUCAUCGAAACUGGAAGAUUGGUUGAGUUCCAGUUCGAUUCUAAAGGCGCUCGAGCCAAUGCAAGAACGUAACUUUGUUGAUCUUGAUCCGGUGUUCAAUUUUAACUUUGACGAAGACUUCGACCUAAGUGCCUGCGGCAUGACACGCUCCAUGUUCUUUCAGAUUUAUAGCGAAUGGAUUGCGUACUGCGUCAGUAAAAAUGAGAAGAAUAUUGAUGUAGCUAACGGUUCAAGCUUGGUUCUUUUGUGUUUUGCUUUAAGUUUACUUGGACGAAGAACAUUGAGUGCAGCAUCCCACAACACCGUAUCCAGUGUGGAGUUUUUCCUGCAUGGCCUGCACGCUUUGUUCAAGGGUGAUUUUCGAAUAACAUGCGCCCGAGAUGAGUGGGUCUUUAUUGACAUGGAUCUCAUACGCACUGUGGUUGCUCCCGGUGUUCGCAUGUCUCUAAAACUGCAUCAGGAUCAUUUCAUGACGCCUGAUGAGUAUGAAGAGUUGCCGGCACUGUACGAGGCGAUCUGUAAACACGAAGAGGAGUUGGUGAUUUCACAUGAAGGUGAUCCGGCAUGGAGAAGUGCUGUAUUGAGUGGCACUCCAAGUUUACUAGCAUUAAGGCAUGUUCUGGACGAAGGCAAUGACGAAUAUAAAAUCAUCAUGCUGAAUAAACGCUUUCUAAGCUUUCGGGUGAUAAAAAUUAACAAGGAGUGCGUACGCGGCUUGUGGGCCGGCCAGCAGCAGGAGCUGGUGUACUUGCGCAACCGCAAUCCGGAGCGCGGCAGCAUACAAAACGCCAAACAAGCUUUAAGAAAUAUUAUUAAUUCAUCUUGUGAUCAGCCCAUCGGGUACCCCAUUUAUGUCUCACCGUUGACCACCAGUUAUGCGGAGACCAAUGAGCAGCUAAAUAGUUUAAUCGGUGGGUCGGUGAGUCUUGGAAAGAUUCACAACUAUGUGUUAAAUUUAUUCAGAAGGAUUCGAAAACGUUGCGGUGAAGGAUGUUCAAGCGGUGGAUCAGCGCGUGAUGAGUUAGGAAUCGGACAUGAAGGAGUCUACGCAAUGGCGCCGGUAACAACUUUGACAACGCAUAACACUGGUAGCCAAUCGACGGAUGGAUCUCAUCUUUGUGGAAGUAUCGGUCGUGGUUCCAGUUUAAGUCGAACUUCAUUGGCUGCAAAUCGAGGCAGUUUAGCGUCGAUGGGCAAACCGACAAGUUCAACAUUAGCGAAUCUCGCUGGAUUGUUCAAAGACCGCGAUGAUCGUACGACUAUUUCGCAACAGUCGGACAAAUCAACCAGUGAAUCUCAACAGGAGACGGAGAUGAUCGAAAAAGACGCUGUUUUAUUCCAAAGAGUUAAAAUUGUAGAUCCAAAUCUAGUCUACGACGGUAUCAAUAAAGGUCGACGCAUUGACGUCUGUUGGCCGAAUGAAGGCAUGCGACAUCGCGGCGGACGAUCUUAUUGGAAUGACUGGUGUCCGGAAGUUGGUAUGGAAGGAUUAGUUGUUCAUAAAUGGAUUCCAUCGCACCGUGAUCUCAAUCGGAGAUCACACGUAGAUAGAACCAUUCUUCUUGUGCAAAUCGAGGACAAAUACAUUCCGAUUGGCGAGAACGGCGUGCAGCUGGUCGCCAUUACUACGACGACGACGACAAUGACCACCACGACGACGAACACCAUCCCGAGCAGCGAGCGUGAAAGCUAACAGACAUGCUGUAUCGCACGCGGGUCAGGUACAGAGGUAAUCUUACAUUACCCCGACUAAAAUCACAGUGAGACUAUGUUAAUUCGAGAGACGCGAGGGAAGGACGACUAGCAUAACUGCCAUUCGAGAGGCAUUCAUCUACAUACAGGAAUAUCACAAGUAAGCAUUCAACUAAACAAUCAGUAACAUUUGUCAUUAUCCUAGCAGCUCAUAUAACAGGAAAAAAUAUGAAAAUUGAUACACACACGUUGUAAGGCUCUGCUGCCUGUAUGUUUAGGCUAUUUUAGUGCUUCCCAAAGAAAGUUACUCAUACAUUUUGCUUGCAUAACGAGCAAACGAGAAAUAAUCAUUGACAAAUGAUACAAGUUCAUCUAUCAAGAUAUAUAAACUAAUAUAAAACUAACAUUUUGAUUGUUUAAAGUUAAACAAAACCAGACAAAAUGAGCGUAACGCGAUUGUUUAAAGUUAAACAAGAAAAAGGAUUUAAAAAAUACGAUGUUGCCUUAAGAUUGAUAGACUGAUUUUUAUGUGUAUUUAUUUUUUUAACAAAGCCCAAAAUAAGGAUAACUAAUUAUGUAAAUAUUAUUAAUAUUAUUACCUAUAAUUAAAGGAGUAAAUCACUACUGAUGAAAGGUCAACAAACUAAAAGCCAAUGACAAUUUGAUGAGGUGUUGUAAACACUUUUUGGGGUUUCAGUAACAUUAAUGUUUUGACUGUGUAAUUAGUUUAUGCAAAAAACUAAAGAAAUACUUGUUAUUGCUAAUUGUAAUUAAGUCUAGAACAAUGUUUUCUUUUUUUUUUCCUUUUGAAUUUCAUUCUUGUGUUUCACACAUUUGGUUUUUGUUAAAAAUCAUAUAAAAAUUUAUUUCAUUGGUAUCUUAGUUGUGUUAUGUAUAAUACAUUGUUGCUUGUUGUUUCAUUCUUCCACUAACAAUAACUGGCCUAUGAAACAAACUAGAAAAGUUUAUGAUUUAUAUUUAAGUACAAUAAAUAUUUCUGAAAGUU